Teleopsis dalmanni is the source of this 632-nucleotide messenger RNA. Its product is annotated as TP53-regulated inhibitor of apoptosis 1-like. Lineage: Eukaryota; Metazoa; Arthropoda; Insecta; Diptera; Diopsidae. The record is from RefSeq and is a predicted model, not a curated record. The transcript is spliced from 3 exons. The coding region runs from base 72 to 386 and encodes 104 amino acids.
UUUAUUUAUAAAAAUUUUUUUAACAAUAAACAUUUCCUAUAAUAAACUCUGCUGGUUUAUUAUAUUUUGAUAUGUGGCUAUUUGAUAUCUUACCAAAUUUUGGUUGGUUCAGCCAACCUCAGCCAAAGAAAAGCAAAGAUGAAUGGGUAAGUCUGGGUGAGGAGUGUACGGAAUUGAAAAAACAAUACGAUGCCUGCUUCAAUACUUGGUUCUCAGAGCAAUUUUUAAGGGGCAAUACGGAUGAAUCAAUGUGUGCACCGCUUUUUAAAACUUAUCAGGAAUGUGUUAAGAGAGCUAUGCGUGAUCAGAAAAUAGAAUUGAAAGAAGUCGAAAGUGAUUAUACCACCGGCGGUUAUGAUAAGAAAACUGAGCAUGCCCAGAGCUGACCGCAGUGUUCGAGCAAUCGAACAGAAUCCAUUCCAACAGCCAGACAAUCAACAGAUGACAUAUUUAAGAAGUCAUUGGUUGAUGAUACCGAAAAAAAGGAACAUAAACGUGCUAGCUCUUGGUAAAGAUCAAUUGCAACAAUUGCCUACAAUCGCAAUUCAUCUAAGUUUAAUUAAAAGAAAUUUAAUUAAAGAAAUUAAAUUUACAAAAUUAAAGAAAUUUACUGGUAAAUAUCAGACCUAAAA